AUGGGCGACCAGAGGGAGACGGAGAGCGAUUCCGAUGUCGGCCAGCCGCCGGUGUCGCCCGUUCCGGCGGCGGAGGGAAGGCAGGGGCUGAGGAAGAUUCGCAGCAAGAAGACGAGCCUGGAGGAGGAGGGAUUCCUGGUGCUGCUCCACGGAUCUGAUCCGGUGAAGAUCGAGAUCAACCGCCUCGAGAACGAGGUCAAGGGUAACCAAUUCUCCUCCCCCAUCCCGCUCUUCCCCUUUUCCUCCGAUUCUCCUCAGCGCGAAGAUCUGUGGACGGGGGAAGAAAGAAUUUCUCGGCGGAUUUGAGGGCGCUCGAUCGUCGACCUCCUCCAGUCCUCUCUUAGACCAUGGCAGUCACGUUUUAGAGAGAUCCCUCUCCUUCCUAGAACCCACCCUAAUUUGCUCUUUGUCGCUCGACUCGAGCAGCUUUAUUCAUCCAUUGAAGGAAGAGAAGAUGGACUGAUUUUAUAAAAAAUGUCGUGUUACAGAGAAAGAUCGUGAGCUCACAGAGGCUCACAGCGAAAUCAGGGCUCUGAAGCUGACAGAGAGAGCCAAGGAGAAGGCACUCGCAGAGGUGCCACCCCCCCUUCUUCGGAUCCAUCACUGUUUUCUUCCGAGUUUUUUCCCUUUUUCUUCAGCCAGUUCUUCCGAGCAAUUUGCCUAAAAUCUUCUACUUCCAGGUUACCGAGGAGCUGGAGAAGAUGGCGGAAAAGCUACAGAUUUCAGAGGCCAAUGUCGAGACCAAGGUGCCCACGAGCUAUACCCCUCUGUAUUCCGACUCGUUUUCCAUCUACCGGGUGGCCGGAGAUUUCGCCGGCGAUCAGGAAUGAUCUGGAGUUGGAAUGCCAUUGUUCUAGAAACUGGAGAUCAAGAGGAUCAGCGAGGAGAAGAAGGAGGCUCUAGCCGCGCAGUUCGCCGCCGAGGCCACGCUCCGGAGAGUCCACGCCGCCCGGAAGGAUGAGGAGCUGCCCCCUCUGGAACUGAUCCUCUCGCCCCUCGAGGCGGAGAUCAAACGGCUGCGGCAGGAGGUCAGCUCGCAAGUUUGCUCGAGCAAUGGUCUGCAAUGGCGAAAUGGUCUGCGAUGGAGCGUCACCGGGUUCUUUAUCUCUGGCAGGUCUCCAAGCUUCAGGACGACAACAGAGCCCUGGAGAGGAUGACAAAGUCCAAGGAGGCAGCGCUGCUUGAGGCGGAGAAGGAGGUCCAUCUGGCGAAGGUCAAGGUCGCCCACGUCGAUGAUCUGCAGAACAGGAAUCAGGAGCUCAUGAAGCAAAAUGAGAUUUGCCAGGUAGAAAGGAGAAGAAGAUCAUAGCAUAGCGUUGCCCCUUUUCAAGCUCCGAUCAAAUCAGAGAAGAGGAUCCACCACAUUCAGAGCUUUCAGGGUCAUGUUUUUUCGUGGCGCAGGAGGAGUAUAAAAUACUGGACAGGAUGCAACGCCAAAAGGUUGCAGAGGUGGAGAAGCUGAGCAUGACCGUCCGCGAGCUCGAGGAGGCUCUUCUCUCCGGCGCCGCGGCGGCGAACGCCGUGCGGGACUACCAGCGGCAGCUGGGCAAGCUGAAGGUAGGCGACGCUCCAGUAAGCUCCCAGGGGUCUCCUCUGCUGGUCGUCGCCCUCACCUUCCCGUCCAUCUCUUCUGCGCGCAGGAGGAGAAGAAGACGCUGGAGAGGACCCUGUCCCGGGCGAAGGUGAAGGAGAACCGGGUCGCCGUCGUGAUCGCCAACGAGUGGAAGGAGGCUGACGACAAGGUGAUCCCCAUCAGGCAGUGGCUUGAAGAACGGCGGGUUCUCAUGGUAGGCCUCUCCACCAUGCGACAGUGGGCUCUCUCUCUCUCUCUCUCUCUUGCAAUCUUCGUGCUUGAUUCCGGGGCUCUGUUCUUACACAGGGGGAGAUGCAGCAGCUCCGCGAGAGACUGUCCAUCUCGGAGAGGGCCGCCAGAACAGAAGCCCAGCUCAAGGUAAAUUCAGGGGUUGCUGCUGUUUCUGGUUUCCGGCGGGUCCGGCGAUGAAGACGCUCUUGCCGUUUCAGGAGAAGUUCCAGCUGCGGCUGAAGGUCGUCGAGGACAGCCUGAAGGCGUCGGCGGCGAACGGCGGCGCGGAAGCGGCAUCUCUAGGAGGGCUCCCCGUGAAGAAAUCGCAGCCGCCACCCCCGUCUUGGAGGUCGACCUCGCGGUCUCGGCGCUCCGCUGCGACCCCGAAGCCCCCCGAGGAGGCGGACGCCGGGGGGAAACCCUGUCCGGAAACCGCCGCCGCCGGCGACGCCGCAGGGGACGGCUACGUCUCGAGCGCGCUGUACGACGUAUUGCAGAAGGAGGUCGUGUGCCUGAGGAGAGCUUGCCAGGACAAGGACCAGAAUCUGAGAGACAGGGACGGCGCCAUCGAGGUAAGAAAAGAGUACGCCAAGAACGUUCAUCUUCUCCGAUCAGGUUAUUUAUUUAUUUCAAGUGGGGUGGCUCGUGCAGGUACUGUCGAGGAAGGUGGAGACGCUGACCAAGGCAAUGGAGGUGGAGGCGAAGAAGAUGCGCCGGGAGAAGGCAGCAAUGGAGAAGGAAGUGGCGGCGAUCCGCGCCGAGCUCGAGCUUGA
Molecule: messenger RNA, 2577 nt
Organism: Spirodela intermedia
Lineage: Eukaryota; Viridiplantae; Streptophyta; Magnoliopsida; Alismatales; Araceae
Source: the annotation of a GenBank genome assembly